AUGGCACCCGCGCGCCUUAUCCAACCACCGACUUGUCUCGACUGUCUGCGCCGUCUCGUCCACCCCACCCCGGCAUCGCCCCCCUCGUUUCUAUCUCUGCAGACUCGAGGCGCUAGGUCGUCGACGAAGGCCGAGGAGGAAGAUUUGCAGGGUAUUCCCGUGCGCUUGCUACAGGACAUUCAAGGGUUUGGUCGGAGAGAUGCCAUAAUCCGAGUCAAACCCGGCCGCAUGCGCAACUACUGGUUUCCCAAGGCGCAGGCCGAGUACAUGACGCGCCAACGCUUCAAGGAGCUCGGUCUAACUGAGGCUGCCAUUGGUGUGCGCGAUCGGUCCUUCGGCACCAAGCUCCUCGUCGAAUCUGAAGAUGUGCUGGCUGAGGAGGGGCCUAAAGAGACUUGGAAGAGCAAGAAGGAUACCUUGACACUACCCCCCGAGGAAACCCUCACCCUCCUCGAAACUCUUCUCCCUCCCAUCCUAACCUUCUCCCGCAAGCCUAUCCCAACUGUCUCCGCGCCUCUAUCUAGCGAGCAUAAGCCUACCUCCACUCCUCGAUCGCCAUCUCUCGCCGCCAACGCCGCAGCAUCUACAGACUCCACCGCCGAAGUCUCGACUUCGCCUCCGACGGGUGAGGCAGCAUCGGUAGCCAUCUUUGGUUCCGUGUCCGUAAGCGAUAUCCUAACCUUGAUACGAGAAAGGUUGUUAGAAGCAGACCCGGCGCAGGGUGGAAGCGUGGCACUCGAGGCAGAAGCCGUGCAGAUCCAAGGUCUAGAGGGCGAAGACCGCAUCAAGCACCUCGGUACCUUCGAGGUUCUAAUCUCCGCCGGCAAAGACCUGAAGCCCUUGGUGCGGAAGAUUGAGGUCGUACCAGAGGAGUAA
This is a messenger RNA of Daldinia childiae, 876 nucleotides long. RefSeq names its product putative fructose-bisphosphate aldolase protein. Gene Ontology annotation, molecular function: structural constituent of ribosome. Gene Ontology annotation, cellular component: mitochondrion; ribosome. NCBI's taxonomy places the organism in Eukaryota, Fungi, Ascomycota, Sordariomycetes, Xylariales, Hypoxylaceae. Gene Ontology annotation, biological process: translation. The record is from RefSeq and is a predicted model, not a curated record. Bases 1 to 876 code for a protein of 291 amino acids. The transcript has 3 exons.